Molecule: messenger RNA, 2566 nt
Organism: Punica granatum (pomegranate)
Lineage: Eukaryota; Viridiplantae; Streptophyta; Magnoliopsida; Myrtales; Lythraceae
Source: RefSeq, a predicted model, not a curated record
AGGAAAUUCAGCGGGAAACCUCUCCCAUGGAAGAAUCCAGAAUGCCAUCGUUGCUUCUCUUUGCUCGCACUCGUAUCCGAGUAUAUAAUUCCCCUCCUCUGCUCCCUGCGUUCUCCAUAACCUCAAAGCAAUCGAAAUUUGCAGUCUUGGUUGAUCGAUCUGCUGCUUGCCUUCUUCUCUCUCGUUGACGAUAUCUCCCACAAUCCCAUUGACUCACUUAGUCUGUCGUGCGCGCGGUAGUGUGGAACAAUGGCGGACGUUCAGAUGGCUGAUGCUGAGACCUUCGCUUUCCAGGCUGAGAUCAACCAGCUGUUGAGCCUGAUCAUCAACACCUUCUACAGCAACAAGGAGAUCUUCCUUCGUGAGCUCAUCAGCAAUUCAUCCGAUGCAUUGGACAAGAUCAGAUAUGAGAGUCUCACCGAUAAGAGCAAGCUCGAUGCUCAGCCCGAGCUGUUCAUCAGGCUCCUCCCUGACAAGGUCAACAAGACCCUUUCCAUUAUCGAUAGCGGGAUCGGCAUGACUAAAGCAGAUUUGGUGAACAAUUUGGGUACGAUUGCACGAUCUGGGACCAAGGAGUUUAUGGAGGCAUUGCAGGCUGGGGCUGAUGUCAGCAUGAUCGGACAGUUCGGUGUCGGUUUCUAUUCGGCUUACCUCGUUGCGGAGAAAGUGAUAGUGACGACCAAGCACAAUGACGAUGAACAAUACAUCUGGGAGUCACAGGCUGGUGGUUCCUUCACUGUGACAAGGGACACCACCGGGGAGCAACUUGGCAGAGGAACCAAGAUCACCCUCUUCCUCAAGGAGGAUCAGUUGGAAUACUUGGAAGAGAGGAGAAUCAAGGACCUCGUGAAGAAGCAUUCUGAGUUCAUCAGUUAUCCUAUUUACCUGUGGACUGAGAAGACCACUGACAAAGAAAUCAGUGAUGAUGAGGAUGACGAGCCCAAGAAGGAAGAGGAAGGAGACAUUGAGGAUGUCGAUGAGGAGAAGGAAGAGAAGAAGUCCAAGAAGAAGAAGAUCAAGGAAGUCUCUCACGAGUGGCAACUCAUCAAUAAGCAGAAACCCAUCUGGCUGCGGAAACCAGAAGAGAUUACCAAGGAGGAGUACGCCAGCUUCUACAAGAGCCUCACAAACGACUGGGAAGAUCACCUGGCCGUGAAGCACUUCUCAGUGGAGGGGCAACUCGAAUUCAAGGCCAUCCUCUUCGUCCCGAAGCGUGCACCAUUUGAUCUCUUUGACACCCGCAAGAAGAUGAACAACAUCAAGCUCUACGUGCGGAGGGUGUUCAUCAUGGACAACUGUGAGGAGCUCAUCCCUGAGUACCUCGGGUUCGUGAAGGGAGUUGUUGAUUCUGAUGAUUUGCCCCUCAACAUUUCCCGUGAGAUGCUGCAGCAGAACAAGAUCCUGAAGGUUAUUAGGAAGAAUCUCGUAAAGAAAUGCAUCGAAAUGUUCAAUGAGAUCGCGGAGAACAAGGAAGACUACAACAAAUUUUAUGAGGCCUUCUCAAAGAACUUGAAGUUGGGUAUCCAUGAGGAUAGCCAGAACAGAGCCAAAUUAGCUGAUCUGCUCCGAUACCACUCAACAAAGAGUGGAGAUGAGAUGACUAGCUUGAAAGACUAUGUCACGAGGAUGAAGGAGGGCCAGAAGGAUAUCUACUACAUUACCGGUGAGAGCAAGAAGGCUGUUGAGAACUCUCCAUUCUUGGAGCGGCUGAAGAAAAAGGGAUAUGAAGUUCUAUUUAUGAUCGAUGCAAUUGAUGAGUAUGCUGUUGGGCAGUUGAAGGAAUACGAGGGCAAGAAGCUGGUCUCUGCUACCAAGGAAGGCCUAAAGCUUGAUGAUGAGACUGAGGAGGAGAAGAAGAAAAAGGAGGAGAAGAAGAAAUCCUUCGAGAACCUCUGCAAGACGAUAAAGGACAUCCUCGGAGACAAGGUCGAGAAGGUGGUGGUGUCCGACAGGAUUGUGGAUUCGCCCUGCUGCUUGGUGACUGGAGAGUAUGGGUGGACCGCCAAUAUGGAGAGGAUCAUGAAGGCCCAGGCUCUGAGGGACAACAGCAUGAGUUCCUACAUGUCAAGCAAGAAGACCAUGGAGAUCAAUCCCGACAAUGGAAUCAUGGAGGAGCUGAGGAAGAGGGCUGAGAUUGACAAGAAUGAUAAGUCGGUGAAGGACUUGGUGCUGCUGCUGUUUGAGACCGCCCUGCUCACUUCUGGUUUCAGUCUCGAUGACCCCAACACCUUUGCUGCAAGGAUCCACAGGAUGCUGAAGCUCGGUCUCAGUAUUGAUGAGGAAGAGGGAGCUGCCGAUGAUGCUGACAUGCCAGCUUUGGAGGAGGAAGGUGCUGAGGAGAGCAAGAUGGAGGAAGUAGACUAGACGUGGUUUGGGUAGGCAUAUAAAUUGUGAACCUGCCUUCUAUUUCCUGAUUACUAUAAGUGGAUAUAUGUCUCUGUUUUGGUAAUUGUUCGCAUACAAGGGCAGUGUCCGGGCGGGGAAAGUUCCAUUUUGACUUGUCAUUGCGUGUCAUAUGUGAUGUCCUUUUGCCUCAGUUAAUGUGAGAAUUGAGUUCCCCCCCUAA